CACCCGUCGACCCAUGGUGGGACACUCAACCGGCCAGUGCCCACCAGGUACGGGCUCUCUCGGUUGGAGCAGUAAAUACACGAGUCCCAUAUAUCGCAACUCCCAACCGGCAACCGCGCCAGCUAUAUACGCGCCCUCCGCUCAGUUAUAUGCCGCUCCAGCUCCUUCCUUGUGUCCGAGCGAGUGAGUGCCUACCAACAGCCAGAGUUUUCGGAGCUAAACGGCGCGAGAUCGAUGGACCCGUACAAGUACCUCAACAUCCGCUAUAACCCGGACGGCUCGCUCACCCGCCACAACGCCGCGAGGCUCCUCCCGCCGGCGCCGUCCGGGGAGCCCGUCGCCGUCCCCAUCGCCCCCGACGGCGAGGAGAACCGCCGCAUUGUCCACUCCAACGACGCCCCGCUCAACCCCGCCAACGGCACGAGCGUCCGCCUCUUCGUUCCCGCAGGCGUCGUCGACAAUGGCAACGGCAACGGCAACGGCAGGCCGAUCCCGCUGAUCCUCUACUUCCACGGCGGCGGCUACGUGCUCUUCCGCGCGGCCUCGGAGCCGUUCCACAACACGGCCGCGGUGCUCGCGGCCACGAUCCCUUCCGCCGUGGCCUCCGUCGACUACCGCCUCGCCCCGGAGCACCGCCUCCCGGCCGCCUUCGACGACGCCGCCGACGCGGUCCGCUGGGUCCGCUCCUACGCCGCUGGCAGGCCGGUCUUCAUAAUGGGCUGCCACAACGGUGCCAGCAUCGCGUUCCGGGCCGCGCUGGCCGCCGUCGACCAAGGCGUGGAGCUGCGGGGCCUGAUCCUGAACCAGGCCCACCACAGCGGCGUGGAGCGGACCCCCGCGGAGGAGGCGUCCGUGGACGACCGCGUGCUGCCGCUGCCGGCGAACGACCUGCUCUGGGAGCUGGCGCUGCCCGUGGGCGCCGACAGGGACCACGAGUACUGCAACCCGGGCGCCAUGCUGGCCGUCGUCGGGGCGAGCCAGCUGCGGAGGCUGCCGCCGUGCCUGGUGCUGGGGCGGAAGAAGGACCCGCCCAGGGACCGGCAGAAGGUGCUCGUGGACGCGCUGCGGGACGCCGGGGUGGACGUGGAGGCGCGGAUGGACGGCGCUGGGUACCACGCCAUGGAGCUCUUCAAGGCCGACCGCGCCGCCGAGUUCGUCGCGCAGGUCACCGACUUCGUCCGCCGCCACGCCGUCGACGAUGUACAGCAGGCCGGUGCAAGGAGCAGGAUGUGAUGUGAUGAUCUAGCGAUAGAUUCUCGCAAAAAAGAAAAAGAAAACUCUAGCGAUAGAUCAUGGUGGGAGGUUGUUACAACGGCACUGUUGCGCUUUGAUUUUUUUAAUUGGACAUAUGCCAAUCAUAUCGUAAUCACCGUGCCAUGAUUGAUUCACUUGGGAGUUGGGAGCCACGGCCGGGCCACGAGUCUACACCCCGGCAAGUACUUAAUUUUAUCUUUUCGAAUGGAUUUGUCGCCUUGUGUUCUUCUUCUUGA
Messenger RNA from Brachypodium distachyon (stiff brome), 1490 nucleotides. RefSeq names its product probable carboxylesterase 8. The coding region runs from base 235 to 1233 and encodes 332 amino acids. The record is from RefSeq and is a predicted model, not a curated record. Gene Ontology annotation, molecular function: hydrolase activity. Lineage: Eukaryota; Viridiplantae; Streptophyta; Magnoliopsida; Poales; Poaceae. The transcript has a single exon.